ACGGGAGAGUUUGUUCCGUCCGCGCCGCCCGCCCGUCGGGUACCCGAAGUACCCGCCCGCGUCCCCGUGUGUUGUGUUGUGAGUUGGCCAUCCUGUUUGUGGGUACCACACAUCGGCCCCAGUACCCAGUUUGUGUCAUGUGAUGCGUCUCUGACCCCACAGGCGUUACCUACCUGGGCUCCGCGUCGCUUUGCGUAUCGUUCGCGCCAUGUUGUGCUGCCCGAUUGGCGGCUAGGUGCAAACACAGCAGCGUUUCUUCGCCACCAGCGUCGCGGUCGCGGCAGACGUCCCGCGCGCGAGCAGGCCUCCGAGUGCCUCGUCCCCGUGUGUCGUGAGUGUGUGGUGCGCAGUGCAGUGCCGACGACAGCGUCAACCGGACCCCCAGGAUGUCGCUGACGGACUCGGACGCCCCCAACGGGCACAACGGCAUGGACUCGGACUCGGGCGCCUUCGCCCCGCGGCUGUGCCAUAUCGUCAAGUGGGCGCACUUCGACGGCUACGGCUUCAACCUGCACGCCGAGAAGGGCAAGCCCGGCCAGAUCAUCGGCAAGGUGGACGAGGGCUCCCCCGCCGAGGCGGCCGGCCUCCGGGAGGGCGACCGCAUCGUCGAGGUGAACGGCGUCAACAUCGCCAACGAGAACCACAAGCAGGUGGUGCAGCGCAUCAAGGCGGUGGACGACGAGACCAAGCUGCUGGUGGUGGACGCGGAGGCGGACAAGUACCUGAAGGCCCACGACAUAGUGAUCAAAAGUAACCUCCCCAGUGUGGUGCACCUCAAGACCCCGCCCUCGCCCGCAGGGACGCCGGCGCCAGCCUCGCCCAACGUCAACGACGUCAACGGCCAGGCCGACACCCCUUCCAGCGGACGCAAGAACAGCCUGAGGAGUUCGCAGUCGAGCCCCGAGCCCGAGCAGCAGGGAUCACAGGGCGACAGUGGGCACAGCAGUGCCAACGGGACCCUGGAGAGGAAGAACAACACCCUGAACCUCAACAUGACGGCCGCGGAGUUCCGCGCCCAGCUCGCCUCGCGCAGGACCACCAAGAACGAGGUGAAGAAGGACUCGAUCGACUUCAAGCAGAAGUCCGACAUCAUCCAGAAGCUCUGAGCCGCGGGCCGCGCAAGCCCUGCGCUGUCUGGUGUCUUGCUGCGUCUGGCUGCGUGGCUCUGGACAUGACAUAGCGUCUGCCCCCGGCCUGCUCUGCUCAGUGCGCGCAGUGCGCUCAGCCCCGAACUGCUCACAGUAUUACCCGUCUGCAUUUUCGCACCAUUGUUACCUUGUUGACUGAGGCGUUCGCUCUGAGCGACCCCCAGUUUGUUCUUACAUCACCGAGGGAAGAAGUAUCAGUCACAUUGUAGCGCCUGUCGAGUGUUAGUCUUUUCUUUGCAUGGCUCAUUUUCCUAGUUGGUAAGCGAAGCUAUUUUUAUGUCGCCUAAAAGUAUUGACGUUAAAAACUUGUGGCGAUUGGUGAAUGCCUUGUUGGCAUUGUGGCGGAAUGACUCUGUUUGUUAGUUAGUCUCAUGCGCAUCGUUUGUGCAGAAAUUUUGUGCAUGUGUGGAAACCUCAUCAAGCAGCAUUUAUUUGUCUGCGUUUGAAAAGAAGCGGAGAAAGGAUAUCUGUGUAUAGGUUACUCCAACUUCCAUUAAUCAUUCAUGUUUACGUUUUAUUUUAGAUACAUAUUCUUGUGUUUGUUUAAAAUAGUUCACAGAAAAAGUAUUCUUCUGUUCUCGAGUCAGUAUUGCGUACUAUGUUAAUUUGGUGAUUGUCGAUAGAUUACCCACUUCAUCCAUUGUACAUCACAUGAUAUUUGAUGUAACCAGAAACAUCACGGUUUUCUGCAGAUGUGCUCAACAGCUGCCGCACUAUGAAGCUAGGACUGAGGUGCGGGUUAGCACAUAAGUGCCAAACCAUAUUAGUUUUUAAGACUGUUUGUAAAUAGACCUUCCAUAUGGGUUCAUUAGAAUGGUAAUUGGAUUAUAACAACUCUUCAUUUUCUCUUGUUCCCUAGCUUUGCUUGGAGAUGCUUAGUGCACAUUCCAGUUUUUCUUUGUGAUAAAUUGUUGCUAAGUUAGCUCAUUGCUUGAAGAGAAGCACCUUACUUAAUUGUGUUAGAGCGUCUCAUUCUCAAUUGUCUUGGGUUUUUACUAAUACUUCCCAAAGUAAGAUUUACUUUUGACUUCUGUUUUUUGUAGUCUGCACCUGUCCAGUUAUGCCAACUGCAUUAUAAAUGGUAAACCAAAUACUAAAAUUUUGGGAUUUAAAAAAAUGGUUAAAAUUUGUUGUUUGUUGUAUUAAGUUUUCCCAGUUGUGCAUGUUUGUGUGAAUUUUUUUUUAGCUUUGUCCUUUUUGUUACAUGUGCCUUAUCAAGGCAGCAUCUAGAGAAUUACUCAAAUAAACUGUUUGUUUUACUGGGUUA
Messenger RNA from Thrips palmi, 2415 nucleotides. Its product is annotated as Na(+)/H(+) exchange regulatory cofactor NHE-RF1. Gene Ontology annotation, biological process: protein localization to plasma membrane. The record is from RefSeq and is a predicted model, not a curated record. The coding region runs from base 387 to 1106 and encodes 239 amino acids. Gene Ontology annotation, cellular component: apical plasma membrane. Lineage: Eukaryota; Metazoa; Arthropoda; Insecta; Thysanoptera; Thripidae. Gene Ontology annotation, molecular function: protein-membrane adaptor activity; protein binding. The transcript has 3 exons.